GGGUACAGUCAAAAAAACUUUUGAUAAACAAAUUUUAUUUAUUGAUAUAUAUACGAUGAUAUUAAAUGAUAGCGCAUGCGUUUGCACAGCUCCCGCGCGAUUCCUCCAGAUUCGAGAAUCAAACUUAUUUCUUCUCUUCAUUCCAUCUAUCAGUUUGCCGUAGACAUUCAUACAUCACCUGUCGUGAUUGAAUUUAUGUGAAAAGAAAGUUUUAUUUAUUAUUAAUCAUAUGAAUUUUUCGAUUACUGAAAUAUAAAAAAAUUUAUAAAGAAAUUUGGGGUAAAAAUGUUAGAAUUAAAUGAUGGAAAAAAAAUAAAAAAGUGUCGGAAAUUGUUUAAAAAAUUUGAAAUAAUAUAUUUUGUGUGUUUAAUAAUGAAUCAAUAAAUUGCGAUUGUGUUUAAUUUUCUUAGCCACUCGAUUCAAUUAUUUUGACGAAUAAUGGAGGUGCCUCUAGGCGAAGUAAUCUCCGAGUUGGAAGGAAAUAUCACCAGGAGUCUAGAAAUAGAGAAGAUGUCAGAAGUCCUUGAAAACUUUUAUAAGAGCUUAACCAAUGAUACGGAUUAUUUCUUGAUUUCACUGUACAUUCCUACCAUUGUGUUGGCUGUUACUGCAAAUUUAAUAGUUAUCAUUGUUGUCAUUAAAUUUCAAUAUAUGCGCAGCGUAACAAAUUAUUUCGUCGUAAAUUUGUCUAUAGCUGAUCUCCUGGUGACACUUAUCUGCAUGCCAAUGUCUGUAAGCCAAGCUAUUUCGAUAAUAUGGAAUUACGGUGAAAUAAUGUGCAAGCUUUUCUUUUAUCUUCAGGGUGUUGCCGUGGCUGCUUCUGUGUUCACGAUAACGGCCAUGAGUAUUGAUAGAUAUCUGGCAAUUCGAAGCCCGAUAGCCCUUCACAGAGUGUUUAAUCGUAAAAGCACUAUAAUGAUUAUCGUAGCACUUUGGUUUAUAGCGUUUAGUAUAUUUGCUCCACUGUUCAAAGCGGUAUCACUUGAAAAUCUAGAUUCACAAUUGAACAUUACUCUUGUGGUGAAGUCGGGAGAAAAUAAAAGUUUCAAAAUCGUCCGACCGCCGGUUCUUCAAGUUUGCUCGGAGGAUUUUAAACCCCUCGGGAUACACGCAUACGUCUUUGGAACCGUUUGCUUUGUACUAGUUUACGCAAUUCCCGGAUUCAUCGUGAUCUUGACUUAUUCACUGAUGGGCAGAACUUUGUGUGCUAGAAAACCGCCGUUUGAUUAUGACAGCAAUGUGGGAAGUGCAAGCUCACAACAGGGUUUUAGAUUAAUGCGUGAACGGAAACGGGUGGCGUGGAUUUUACUGACACUAGCCAUCCUCUUCGCACUGUGCUGGUUACCCUACAACGUCCUGCGGUUACUCGUCGACCUCGGCGUCGUGUAUGAAGGCAGAGUGAUUCCGAUUGUACUUCCUUAUUGCCUGUAUCUCGGCCACGCAAAUAGUGCACUCAACCCCGUUGUCUAUUGUUUCAUGACACGCAAUUUCCGUCAAAGUGUGAAGCAGAUUCUUUGUCGGCGAUCUGAAAAAUCAAAUAGAUCCAAAUGUAACCGUAAGAGUGCCGGAAAUGUAGGAGUAAUUCUCGGGUCAAGUAUAAAGCAACGAGGUAUUCGGGUCCCAAGGAAACCCCGGGAAGUUGCAAUUGCUGCGGUGGCUCAACCUGCGAUUGACAGAACCGCCCCCGAGCGUACUGCAUCCUCGAGCAGUGGCUAUGGCAGCGCAAACAGCCGCCACAGUCCGCAUCGACGUUGUUUCAUGUUAAAAAGCACGCCGGUGGCUAGAUCUGUUGGUAGAGCUUCCGCAGCAGGUUGUAAUCCUGGCAAAUUGUUCGCAAAACAAGAAUUACAUGUUGCGACAAGUUUGAAUAACGUCGACGGUAAUGCGACUAAUGAUGAUAGAAAUCUUCAGGGUCCUCGACGCAGUAGGAGCUUACAAACUUUGUCUACUGUUACAAUUCAGCAUCAGCUUACUAUUGAAAGUGCUAAUCAGGCAACUCAAUUUACAAACGACGUCUAGAUUUACAAAUCUGGAAAAUUUAUUUAUUUAUUUUUUUAUAAUUUAUUAUUUUUAAAAUUAAAACGUGUAUAUAAUUAAUGACAGUUGUAAAAAUUUUUCAAUCUCUUAUUUUAAAAAUAAAUAUGUAUAUGUAAAUUAAUAAGUAAAAAGUACACAAUAUGUAAUACGUAAUGUAAAAAAUAAAAACAACAUUUGA
Microplitis mediator is the source of this 2215-nucleotide messenger RNA. Its product is annotated as neuropeptide FF receptor 2-like. Gene Ontology annotation, molecular function: neuropeptide Y receptor activity; peptide binding. The record is from RefSeq and is a predicted model, not a curated record. Gene Ontology annotation, biological process: G protein-coupled receptor signaling pathway. Gene Ontology annotation, cellular component: membrane. NCBI's taxonomy places the organism in Eukaryota, Metazoa, Arthropoda, Insecta, Hymenoptera, Braconidae. The transcript is spliced from 9 exons. The coding region runs from base 439 to 2019 and encodes 526 amino acids.